UAGCCGGAGGAUGAGCCAGAGAGAGAAUCUGGAGAGGAUCCAAACUCAGCCUAAACUCUAUGUAAGUCUACAGUGCUCUGAACCCUUUGAAGCCAAAAACAAGAUAUAUAUGGAAAAGAGCAAAGUUCUCGUGGUUGGGGGUACAGGGUACAUUGGUAGGAGGAUUGUUAAGGCUAGUUUAGCCUUAGGACACACAACCUAUGUCCUUCAGAGGAGAGAGAUUGGCCUUGACAUUGAAAAGCUACAAAUGUUACUUUCCUUCAAGGAGCAAGGGGCUCAGCUCGUUGAAGGCUCAUUUUUUGACCAUCAAAGCCUUGUGGAUGCAGUGAAACUAGUCGACGUGGUCAUUUGCACCAUGUCUGGUGUGCAUUUUCGGAGCCACAAUAUUUUGAUGCAGCUCAAACUUGUUGAGGCCAUCAAAGAAGCCGGAAAUAUCAAGAGGUUCUUGCCCUCGGAGUUUGGUACAGACCCGUCACGAAUGGACAAAGCUCUUGAACCUGGAAAAGUCUCAUUUGAUGAGAAGAUGACAGUGAGAAAGGCAAUUGAAGAAGCUAAAAUCCCCUUCACUUACGUCUCCGCUAACUGUUUUGGUGGUUACUUUGCCGGAAACCUAGCUCAACGUGGCACUCUUGUUCCUCCAAGAGACAAAGUAGCCAUAUAUGGAGACGGCAAAACUAAAGUGAUCUAUUUGGACGAAGAUGAUAUAGCGACAUACACAAUCAAGACGCUAGAUGAUCCUCGUACCUUGAACAAAACAUUGUACCUUAGGCCACCCGAAAACAUCCUUACUCAACUGCAGUUAGUUGAGAAGUGGGAAAAACUUCUGGGUAAAAAACUGCAGAAGUUUAGCAUCUCUGCAAAAGACUUCCUAGCUUCCAUGAAAGUUAUGGACUUCACAGAACAAGUAGGAGUGGGGCAUUUCUAUCACAUUUUCUACGAAGGUUGCCUCUCAAACUUUGAGAUAGGAGAGGAGGGAAAAGAGGCUUCGGCGCUCUAUCCUGAGGUUCGAUACACUCAUAUGGACGCAUACCUGAAACGCUAUCUGUGAUUACAAGUAGUACAGCUGUAGAGCUUAUAUAUUUGAACACUGGUGGUUUCUGAAAACCUUUCAGAAGACAAGUUAAUAAGAUACCAUGUUCAUGUCCAAUAAAAUUUUCAUUGUGAUUUGUGUUUUGAUUUCACUCAUGAGCUAACAUAUGUAUAAAACAAUACCCAAGUUUGUUUUCCUACUUCAGCCCUUGGGGCUAUUUGUUGCAGCUUAAUCUAAGUGGAAAGUUGGUGAUCUAUUAAAUA
Camellia sinensis is the source of this 1293-nucleotide messenger RNA. NCBI's taxonomy places the organism in Eukaryota, Viridiplantae, Streptophyta, Magnoliopsida, Ericales, Theaceae. The record is from RefSeq and is a predicted model, not a curated record.